Molecule: messenger RNA, 777 nt
Organism: Eurytemora carolleeae
Lineage: Eukaryota; Metazoa; Arthropoda; Copepoda; Calanoida; Temoridae
Gene: mRpS10
Product: 28S ribosomal protein S10, mitochondrial
Exons: 5
Coding region: 8-472 (154 amino acids)
Cellular component (GO): mitochondrial small ribosomal subunit; mitochondrion
Source: RefSeq, a predicted model, not a curated record
UCAGAAAAUGUUUCGACUACUUCUGUCUCGAUCUUGUUCCUUAAAUGCCCGCCACUGUUCGACAGCUUCGGCGGUAAAAAUGGAAAUGAAAAAUCCCGAUAAACUAUUCAAGUGUAUAGAUAUCGAACUAAGAGCCCAUGAGCCCGCUGUUCUGAAGAGCUAUUCUUGGUUUAUGAACACCUCGGCUUCAGAGCUUGAUAUUACUGUAGAGAAAUCAUUUGCACCAGAAGAGCCAGACAAGGCUCGUAAAACGCUGUUGAAAAGUGCACAUGUGCACAAGAAGCAUAGAGUUCAGUACGAAAUGAGAACAUAUUAUCAUUUUAUUACAUUAAAGCAUCUAACGGGAAGCACUGCGGACACUUAUUUAGAGUAUGUGCAGAGAAAUCUACCAGAAGGAGUCUCUAUGAAGGUUACUACAACAGAGCUGAUGAAACAGUUAUCAAAGUUACAACCUCCAUCCUCUUCUUCCUAAUCAUCAAAUGCAGAGGGUUUACAUGAUAGAUUCAAGAAUCGGUCGUUAAAUAUUUGAAUUCAUCAUUAUCAUUUUUCUAGAAUAGGAGCUUCAAUUUCUUUAUCAUGAACAGUUCCGAAUAAAAAUUAUUUUAUAACUAAGAAAAUAUUUAUUGAGUAACACUACAAGAAUUCGUUAAAAUAGAAGAUAAACGUGGUGGCAACUAAGGCGGACAUGCAAAUCUGAAGGUCACACAAAUUCUCCAAAGUUUACAGUUUUACUAAAUGUAUGUUCUUAAUCAUUUAAAUACAGUUGUAGAAUAAUAA